AUGCCUCCCUGUGCUAGCCAGAAGAAAACAAAGUGUAAAGCUGUGGAUUCUGAUGGUCAAGCAAACUCUGCAAAGAAGUCGCGUGCAGGGGCCCAGGCAUCUGUGGUGUUGCAGGAGCCAAUUCUUGCAGACAAACCGUCAGCUCGACAUUCUGGGCGUCCUGGGGCAGGAAAAGGAGAUGGUAAUGUUGAAUACAGACAGAAACCUCCUCCACCAUAUACCGUCUCGGAAACAGUGGUCGAUUCUGCAACUUCUAAAAUAGGGAGGAAGAAAGUUACCAGUAAAGUGACAAAGAACGCUCUCACUCCUACUACUGACGCGGACGCGUCGAAUACGCAACCCACCUUUUCUCACCGCCAACCUGGUGGCCGGUUUGGCUUUGCGCAGUCUAUCAUCCCUCCCAGCAUGGAGCCCGACUUGCAAGCACUUAAUAACCCCUUUGUAGCGGCCGCUAGGGAAAAACGUGCUCUGUCAGUUUCCUUGGAUAGGCGUCUUCUUCCCACUGCCACCUCCAGAAACAACGAUUUGGCGCAACCAGCACCUUCAAAAUCCAGGUCGAGUGUGCAACCUAACACUAUGUUCCACAAGAACCUAGACCCUGCUCUAUUGUCAGCUGGAGAUGUAUGUUCGGGAGCUGGAUAUACCGGAUCCAAAAGUUCAGAGGCAUCUACUGACGACAAUGAUGACGAUGGAGGUCACGCUGAUGACGAUGAAGAGGAGGAUGAGGAAGAAGAAGAAGGCGAUGUUGAAGGCCAGGAGGUCAGAUGGGGAGCAGCGCAUGGGCGCCUUACUGCACAUCCUGGACCUGAGCCCUCACAACCUUGGGUCACCACUGCUCUUCCAACUGAUUUCGAAUUUCAACACUCACACGACAAGGAUGAUAACAUGGCUGAUAAGAAUUUAGCAGCUGGCACGUCCAGUGACAAUGACAAUAUCCAGCCCGCAGAGAAUAUUCCUGAUGAUGUUCUACAGCUCCACCACAAGCGAAAUGGACAUCCCCGCCUGCCUGAUCCUGCGGUCCUCAAUCUUUUGUGUCAGGCUGAGACCAAACCUCCCAAUUCCAAGCCAAGUGAUACAAAUAUCAAAGCUCGUAAGAGGUUCCUUGAGGAAACAAAGGGAGAGUGCCAUGUUCAGCACACGAUAGAAAAUCUGUUCCCGACCUUCGUUGAUGGCUUGUCGGGAACCAUCCCUGAGAUCCUUACAGCUUUGCUUGUACAAUGGCUCGAAAGCGGCCAACAAGUUGAAGGCAAUAUUUGGCCUGGUUACAAGCCUGAGAUGGCCAAGCUCCUGUUUGAAGAUCUAUCGACAUGGCACUCGGACCUCAAGAAAAUCGCCAUCAGUAUCACACCCUCUAUGUAUGACCUCAUCCCGCCAUCUCAUGUUCCCCCCCAAGAACGUGCUAUUAUCGGGAAAAAUCAAAAUGUUGCUCACCCCGCGCUCCACGAAGCUGUCAUUUUGUUCUUCUAUACUGGGUCUUAUCGUAUUGCUCGCAGGAGACCUGAGGUUUUCCAUGAGCAGCUACCACUGGAGUGCUUAGCUUUGGUUUGCACUGUGUUCAAUUGCGUCCUCGACGGUGUAGUCAAGUACAGUAAUGGAAAGUUGUACCCGAAGUUUUCUGCCAAAGAGUACAAGUCAAUCUAUAUCAAGAUGGUUGGGCUACUAAACGAUAUCAUUUGGGAUCCUUAUCACGGACCCAAGCUGGUAGAGCAGCUUCGUUCAUGGGCUGUGUCCGGAUGGCAAGGCGCAGUCCUUCAAGGUUGA
Suillus discolor is the source of this 1761-nucleotide messenger RNA. RefSeq lists its product as uncharacterized. The record is from RefSeq and is a predicted model, not a curated record. The transcript is spliced from 10 exons. NCBI's taxonomy places the organism in Eukaryota, Fungi, Basidiomycota, Agaricomycetes, Boletales, Suillaceae. The coding region runs from base 1 to 1761 and encodes 586 amino acids.